Cylicostephanus goldi is the source of this 663-nucleotide messenger RNA. The record is from the annotation of a GenBank genome assembly. Lineage: Eukaryota; Metazoa; Nematoda; Chromadorea; Rhabditida; Strongylidae.
AUGGAAGUACAUUUUCCAUUAUUCUAUCAGAUCUACUAUAUUGUUAUCCCAUCCAUCAGCGUCAUCGGAAACUCAUGUAUAGUCUAUAUCACCAUCCGCUCCAAAGCUCUACGUAGUCCGUGCAAUAUUUUCAUCGCUCUGGUUUCUUUAGGUGUAGUUGGCCAUAUCAUGGCUAAUAUAAAUAUGUCAUUGACGUAUUUAGUAUAUCCAAACCAUGUCAUAACUCGUGAAAGCUGCAUCUUAUGGCAAUUGGUCCCUGUCUUCGGAAUGUGCUUUUCUACACUCUUCCAUCUUAUUGUAGCCAUUGACAGCAUGACUGUUUGCCUUAUCAACGCAUCAAUGGAUGAUGCGACAAAGAAAUUGCUGAUGAAUGGAGUGGUUGCAAUUUACGUUAUGACAGUGAUCUGUUACGCCCUUUUUUUGCGUAGAGUGAGGAAAGUAUCAAUAAGUGAAGAACAUAUGCGUGGAAUUUAUCGCUCACUAAUACUAGUCACUGCUGCAAUCGCUCUCAGUUUUGUGAGCUUCGCGGUUGUAAACGUGGUGCUUUCCGUGCUGCAAAUCAACAUGGACGAGCUGAAUAGGACCUGGCUAACUGGAACGUUCCUGAACUUGUCUACCGCUGCAAACUUCUUCAUAUACUACUUUAAUAGGUUUAUGACUUAA